This is a messenger RNA of Fusarium verticillioides 7600, 561 nucleotides long. Its product is annotated as DNA-directed RNA polymerase I, II, and III subunit RPABC4. Gene Ontology annotation, biological process: DNA-templated transcription. The record is from RefSeq and is a predicted model, not a curated record. Lineage: Eukaryota; Fungi; Ascomycota; Sordariomycetes; Hypocreales; Nectriaceae. Gene Ontology annotation, cellular component: RNA polymerase I complex; RNA polymerase III complex; RNA polymerase II, core complex. Bases 69 to 287 code for a protein of 72 amino acids. Gene Ontology annotation, molecular function: DNA binding; zinc ion binding; DNA-directed RNA polymerase activity. The transcript is spliced from 2 exons.
CUUUUCCUCCACUACCAAAAAGACCAUCCAUACAAAACCCAAUCACCACCCAAAACAACAGCCUCAAAAUGCCCCGCGAAGAAUACCAAGUCCCCACCGCCAACGCCGGCCAGCGCGGCGGCACCCGCGACGACCACCAAGUCCGUCACGUCAUGUCUUAUAUCUGCGGCGACUGCGGCGGCAGCGUCACCCUCGGAAAGGAUGCCACCGUCGCGUGCCCUCACUGCGCAGGCCGUGUUCUCUACAAGGAACGCACGAAGCGAAUGGUUCAGUUCGAGGCCCGAUAGACAUACAGACGAUGAUUUUUUAUACCAAAGAAAAAAAGCUUGCAAAGCAUAAAGACGAGGUGUUGUGGCAACUUUGAUAUUUCGAGAUGGGAGUUUAGGGGUCUGGGAAUUAAUAGACAAUGCGACACGAUUUUGCGCAUGGCGAGUUGCAUUACAGUCUGCGUGAUUGAUUGAUUACUUUUUUGUUUCCUUCAAAGAGUCGCCUUGCGAUAUCUACCCUGCAUAACUUAAACCGUGAACCAGAUAAAUUCCUUAUGUAAACCCCAAACGCCAC